Molecule: messenger RNA, 3310 nt
Organism: Nylanderia fulva
Lineage: Eukaryota; Metazoa; Arthropoda; Insecta; Hymenoptera; Formicidae
Gene: ida
Product: anaphase promoting complex subunit 5 ida
Biological process (GO): positive regulation of mitotic metaphase/anaphase transition; protein K11-linked ubiquitination; anaphase-promoting complex-dependent catabolic process
Cellular component (GO): anaphase-promoting complex
Source: RefSeq, a predicted model, not a curated record
AUCAAGGAAUUUUAGAAUUUUCUUCAAUUUUAUUAAUUUAUAUAUUAAUCAAACUUACUUGUCAUGUGUUGCACAUUUGGUGGUAUGACUUUUUGGGGAUUAAUUGGAAGGACUAAUUUAUGUAAAACUCGCGGUAAAGAUGUUUUGUUACUAUUGUAUAUAGACUCUCUUGCAACACCAAUUAAUGCAAUUUCAGUGAUUCUUGGUAUGCUAUUUCCAUUAAUCAGACCAGUCGUUUCUAAAUCGAAGAAUAUAAACGUUUGAAUCCCCAUUCUUUUAUAUAUUGACUUGCAGGACUCUCCUUUCUUUUCUUCUCCGCACUAUCUACAAUAAUAACACGCUUAUUGUAAUUUCAAUUCUAAUAAAAAUACUGAGCAGUAUAACUUUUCAAAACUUUGUUUUACGUACCGAGAAGCGUCGAAUAAACUUUUAUCAAAAUCUUGAUAAUACGAUAAAAUAUAAUUUUGAAAUAAUAAUAUGAAUAUGAUAAAAAUAUACAAUUGUAUCAUUUAAAUAUCUCAUUUACAAGUCAUUUAUAGAAAUAUUAUGCAGUCAAAUUUCCAUGCAAUAUUAUAACGUUGUAAGAUCUUUAUUCUGGCUAAAACUUCUGUACAUUUCAUAUUUUAUUUUGAUUUUCUUAACAUUAAAAACGAUGCACUUUUGUUUUUAAAAGCAGAAACUAACCAUUCGGAAUAUAACUCAACCUAACUUGCCACUCCCAAUGAUUCAUUAUCAAGUGACUAUCUAUGAGAGGAAUGAUUGGUCGACUUCCCGCGUCUGCGCAAAUUUCAAAUUCAUAUCGUGAACAGACCUUAAUGUUGUGUUAGCAAAAUGUAGACUGCAAGAGGUUAUACGGCAAAUUAUCUUUAUUAUUAUAUAAAUAGAAAUGAAAAUAAAGAGUUUGUAAUAAAUUUCACAUUUGUAAUAAAUUCCAUAAAAAGAAAAGAUGUCGAUAAACGAUAGUCGUCUGCAUACAGUGAAUGACAUAUUCAAUAGAAUGUCCAAGGAUUUCGUGACUGUGGAUGGCAACGUGAAGAAGAUUCAAAGAGAGAAUCUGACAUCGUAUAAAGUAGCAACUGUCAUUUUAAUUAAAGUUUAUUGUAAUGAACCUACAAAAGCAAUCGUGGAGAGACGCGAUUUUUGUUUAGCGUCAUUGAAAUUAAUUCAGUCAGCGGAUAUGGAAUUGAGCACUCUAUUGGACAUGUUGUACGAAUCAGAAUAUGCUUUGCAUCGGUUUGCUGAUCAGUUGGAAGUGGAAUUGGAUGUCUUGGAUGAGAAAGGGGUAGAUGGGUUAUUGGAUCUGUUUGAUAGCCUUCGUCGAUUGAUGGAACCCAAAGAUCAUUCGCUCUCUUUACCCGCAUUGAACAGGAAUUCUGUUCUUGGCCUGUACGUUCGUAGGAUGCUUAUAUUUUUUGAGAAAUUGGCCUUUGAUCAAGUAGUCACCCUCUACAAUGAUCUAAAAAAAUAUAUUGGGAGAAAAGUCAAUAAUCCAGAAAACUCUGAUAUCUCUGUAAUUUCUAAGAAAGAGUUUGGUUCACAAAAAGCAAAAACGACUUGGGGUGGAAGACAGGCAGAAUUACUUCUAGCACAGCAAGCUCAUGCAUUACAGACCGAUGAGUAUAAAGCUCUGCCACCGAUGGAGCUGCAUAGUCUUGUUCAAGAUCUUUUAAAAUCUACUCCUUAUAAUGCAGAUGCACAUUAUUUGAGUUACUUAAAUUGCAUUCGUGUAAGCGAUUUUUGUGGAGCAGUAGACAGUCUGUAUCAUUGUUUUGAUAGACUGGCACCUUUAGAGAGCCAAUCUACAGCUGAGGAUCGAGCUCGUACAUUUCGAUACGCGGCGCUCAACUUAGCCGUUUUACACGCUCAAUUCAAGCACAAGGAAAUAGCGCAGUAUGCUUUAAAGGAAGCUAUUAAAUUAGCUCAGGAAGCUCAGGACAAUGUGUGCUUGCAGCUCGCGCAUUCCUGGAUGUCCUAUUUGACCAGUGAAGAAAAUAAAGGACCUCUCAUAGAACGUUCGGUCGGCAAAGCGAGUUUGCUUGGAAUUACACAUACGACAGGUUUAAGCCUCAUUUCGCACGCGCAUAAUUAUGCUCUGGAGGCCAAGAGUCCCCCACAAAUAUUCGAUAUAUUGAUGAAAUCGGACAUGUUAAAUUGUCAGCAUUCAAUGUCCGACUUAAUGUCCAUUACUUUUGCGGAGAAAUCCGCAUUGUGGGCGUAUUAUGGUAAAAUGGAAAUGAGCUCUCUUUGCGCCCAACUGCUGCUUCUCCACAACACGGGUGAUAAGAAACAGCACAUGUUCAACGGACCAUCCACGUGCCAGGCAAUUGUCACUGUCGCCAAUAUGUUGAUCGAAUUCGGCGAAUAUAUUCUCGCGGAUGUUGUACUGCUUCAUGCCAAGAAGAGAUUUCCCAACAAUCCUUGCAACGAAAUAUGGAUGCUGAGCGAACAAUUGCAUAUAUUUACGCAAUUGAUGAGGCAAGAGAAAUGGAGUGAGGCGGAGGCAAUAGCCAAAAGUAUUUUCAAUUUAGAUAAAUUUGAAUGUAAUCUUAAGUUGGCGGAAGUUUGCUUGGCGAAAGGCGAUUUCGAAAAAGGGCUCGAGUACGUCAACAUGGAACAUGAAGAUGCGACUCCGUUGUAUACAAUACGCGCAACACUUCUCUCCAGCCAGAUCAUGUGCGCUUCGUCGACCCCAGACAAUAGGACAGUGAUUGCUACUAAUUGCAUGAUGCGUCUUUGUUUUGCCUUGGAAUUAGCCACACGAAAUCAUCUGUCAUAUUACAAAGCGCUUGUCAAGAUGCAUCUCGCUAACGUACAAUUGUUGAUGGGCUUGCCUACGUCGGUCUUGAAUCUGGUCGAGGACGCUAUCCCCACAAUCCUAGGUCAUGGUGGCUGUUACGAUCAAGGCAAAGCCUUCAUGUUGUACGGCAAAUGUUUGAUAUCUUCGGCGCCGGAGAAUCCCUUCGAGAUGCGGAAGGAGGUGAUCUUAACUGGAUUAAAGACUCUGUCGAAGGCGCAAGCACUCUUUACCAAGGUCAACGCUAUUGCGAAGGUCAAGAGCACUUUGCAACUGCAAGCUGUGUUUUACAAUGAAAUCGAUCUUCAGCUUGAACGUAAUCAGUGCGCCUUUGAAUUUCGCCAACUGGACGAACAAUACCUAAUAGCUCCUAGCAAUCCGUUUUUGUAUUAAAAUUUAUAAGAGGUUGAUUUUUUUUACAUAAAAAUAUGGAAAAAAUAGAAAAACGGAGAGAUUCUUUGCGAAAAGAAAACUUCCCUUUCUCUUUUUUUUUAUUAUUCCAUUUUUCGCAAUUCA